This is a messenger RNA of Dermochelys coriacea (leatherback sea turtle), 2705 nucleotides long. RefSeq names its product prolyl 3-hydroxylase 1 (gene P3H1). Lineage: Eukaryota; Metazoa; Chordata; Testudines; Dermochelyidae. Gene Ontology annotation, molecular function: protein binding; procollagen-proline 3-dioxygenase activity; iron ion binding. Bases 34 to 2190 code for a protein of 718 amino acids. The record is from RefSeq and is a predicted model, not a curated record. Gene Ontology annotation, biological process: collagen metabolic process. Gene Ontology annotation, cellular component: endoplasmic reticulum. The transcript has 15 exons.
CCUCCGGUCCCGUCCGUCUCUCCCCGCUCGGCCAUGGCGUUGGCCGCGCUGCUCCUGCUGCUGCUGCAGCUGCUGGCGCCGUGCGCGGCGGAGCCCCCGGAGCCGGCCGAGCCUCCCGACGCGCUGUUCGCCGCCGGCUCCGAGGCGUACGCGCGCGGGGACUGGCCCGCCGUGAUCCUGCACAUGGAGCGGGCGCUGCGGGCCCGGGGGGCGCUGCGGGCCCAGCUCGUGCGCUGCCGGCUGCGCUGCGCCAACAGCAGCGCCUGGCCCGCGGGGAAACCGGGCCCGCCGCCCGCCCUGCGCGACCUCCUCUUCUUCCGGCAGCUGCUGCGCCGCGCCGCCUGCCUGCGGGCCUGCGCCCCCGGCGCCCCGUCCCGCUACCUGCUCAGCGAGGAGCUGGAGCUCGAGUUCCGCAAGCGCAGCCCCUACAACUACCUGCAGGUGGCCUACUUCAAGAUCCACAAGAUCGAUAAGGCUGUGGCUGCCGCUCAUACCUUCUUUGUUGGGAACCCUGACCAUGUGGAGAUGAGGCAGAACCUGGAGUAUUACCAGAUGAUGGCAGGAGUCAAAGAGUCGGACUUCACAGACCUGGAGGCCAAGCCUCACAUGCACGAGUUCCGCCUGGGUGUGAAGUUUUACACAGAGGAGCAGCCAGAACCAGCCAUUCUGCAUAUGGAGAAGGCUCUGGAGGAAUAUUUUGUAGCUGACACCGAAUGUCGAGCUCUCUGUGAGGGGCCCUACGAUUACGAAGGCUACAACUACCUGGAAUACAGUGCUGACCUGGUCCAGGCUAUUACGGAUCAUUACGUGCAGGUGCUGAGCUGUAAACAGAGCUGUGUUACAGAACUAGCCUCCCAGCCGGGCCAGGACAAGCCCAUUGAGGAUUUCCUUCCAUCCCACUUCAACUACCUGCAAUUUGCCUAUUACAACAGUGGGAAUUACGAGAAAGCCAUUGAAUGCGCCAAGACCUACUUGCUUUUCUUCCCUAAUGAUGAAGUGAUGAAUCAGAACUUGGCCUACUACACGGCUGUCCUUGGGGAAAGGCUGGCUGCACCUAUCAAUCCUCGAGAAAAUAUCCAGGUGUAUCACCAGCGCAGCCUGCUGGAGAAGGAGCUGCUCUUUUUCAGCUACGAUGCCUUCGGGAUUCCAUUUGUGGACCCGGACACGUGGACCCCAGAGGAGGUGAUCCCAAAGAGGCUGCGCGAGAAGCAGAAGGUGGAGCGCGAGACAGCAGCUCGAAUCUCCGAGGAGAUCAGCAACCUGAUGAAAGAGAUAGAGACGCUGGUGGAGGAGAAAACCAGAGAGUCUGCGGACAUGAGCAAGUUCAUGCGGGAAGGUGGGCCCCUGCUGUACGACGGGCUCAGUAUCACCAUGAACUCCCGGCUGCUGAAUGGCUCUCAGCGAGUGGUGGUGGAUGGAGUCAUCUCUGAGGAGGAGUGUCUGGAACUGCAGAAACUCACCAACGCAGCUGCGUCUGCUGGGGAUGGCUAUCGCGGGAAAACCUCCCCUCACACUCCUAGCGAGACCUUCUAUGGCGUGACGGUCUAUAAGUCCCUCAAGCUGGGGCAGGAGGGCAAGGUGUCCAUGCACAGUGCCCGGCUCUACUACAAUGUGACGGAGAAGGUGCGGCGCGUGAUGGAGUCCUACUUCCGCCUGGACACCCCACUCUAUUUUUCCUACUCUCACCUGGUGUGCCGCACGGCCAUCGCAGAUAAGCAAGCGGACCGGACGGACUCCAGCCACGCCGUGCACGUGGAUAACUGCAUCCUCAAUGCAGAGGCCAUGGUGUGCGUCAAGGAGCCGCCGGCAUACACAUUCCGGGACUACAGUGUCAUCCUGUAUCUCAAUGGGGACUUUGAAGGAGGAGCCUUUUACUUCACCGAACUGGAUGCCACCACUGUGACUGCAGAGGUGCAGCCACAGUGUGGGCGUGCUGUCGGCUUCUCCUCUGGCUCGGAGAACCCUCACGGGGUGAAGGCCGUGACCAAGGGCCAGCGGUGUGCCAUCGCCCUGUGGUUCACUCUGGACCCGCGACACAGCGAACGAGAGCGUGUGCAGGCCGAUGACCUGGUGAAGAUGCUCUUCAACACAGAGGAGGUGGAUUUGUCUCAGCUGAAGGGGCCGGAAGCAGAGCUGCCAGGCAUGACGGACGCUCCUGGGCAGAGUGUAGAGGGAAAGGACGAGUUGUGAUGGCCAUCCAGGAAGGGCCCCAUUAGGCACCAGCUCGGCCCCGCUGGGGGAAGCGGGACAAGCUAUCGCGUUUCAGGACUCAAGCCCCCUUGACUGCAGCUUGUGGAUUCAGGACACUGAACCUGGGACUGAAGACAACUAACUUGUCAGGAACAGAGAUUUCCUUGGCCUUCCCAGAAGCCAAGGUGUAGCUGGGGCUGGAGAGGAAGCUUUGCUGGAUUUGCUUUGAGCCACAUGCCUGAGAAAAGCUUGGUGUCGCUAGUCACAUCCUGCCUCCCCAUCUCCUGCAGCGAGGACAUGACUAACCCAGGGUAAGACACUGUGAGACAUGCUCGUUCUGGGGGGAAUCAAAGUUCUGGACUGCUGGGAGGACUUCCGGUGCCUGGAGUUAGGGGGAUGCUGGUCAGGGUUGGAGCUGCAGCCAGUGAACCUCCAAAGGGCCCAUUGGUUCGAACACGCUACACAUCAUGGCAGUGCCUUCCAGUGAUAACCAGGGAAUAAAGGUUUCUUUUCUA